This is a messenger RNA of Symbiodinium necroappetens, 2007 nucleotides long. NCBI's taxonomy places the organism in Eukaryota, Dinophyceae, Suessiales, Symbiodiniaceae. The record is from the annotation of a GenBank genome assembly.
AUGCACCAGUAUGCCUUGGGCGGUUUGUUGUGCUCCCAAAGUCACGACGUGCCUCUCCCCUUCCUGCAGCCAGAACUUUCCUGCGUGCACGCAGAGCUAGCUGUGGGAGAGCUACACAUGCUUCUUGGUGGGCGCACCUCAAAGAGGGGCCCACGAAAAGAAUUCGAGAUGCAGCGCCUUUGUACGCCACCAGAGUGGGCGGCGGAGCGGUCACGGGAGGCGCCGCGGGAGCGGGACCGGGGACCGCCGGUCUCGGACAUCUUGGACUUUGUGAAAACCGUCCUGCAGUUCAACAAGCUCCAGAGGGUGGACAUCGGAGGCACCAAGGGCAAGGUGCUCUCUGCCUCCGUGCGAAAGGUGCAUGAGGAAUUUGAGAAGGCCGUUGGAGAUUUUCGUCAGGUCCCCUACGACAUCUUCGAUGUCAAGGAGACGGACUUCAUACGGGACUUCCACGCCUUCCGGCUCACCAUCCGUGAUCUGGACCGGCGCCUGGGCAGCGUCCUGGCCAGCGCCUUCCAGGAUCAGGACACCCUGCACGGUCGAGCGAAGCUCCUGGAUGCCUUCGAGGGGCUGCUGGAGCGGCCGGUCUUGCAGGCAGAGCUCGUGCGGAAGCAGCAGGUCUUGAUUGGCCAGUACCAGAGGGAUGUGGAGGAGUUGGAGGCCAGCUUCGUGGCCAAUGUGGAGCGUGUGGAAGGCUGCGAACCAGAUGCGCCGCUCUUCUACAACUUGCCACCAGUGGCCGGGGCUUUGUCGUGGGCACGCAGCCUUCGGAUGCGCCUUCAGGACCCUAUGCCCAAGAUCGUGGCAUGCAACGAGCUCUUGCCCCGUGGUGAGGUUCCUUCGAGCUUCAAAGAGCUGGAAGCCUUGCACUCCAGGACCUUACAGACAUUGGAUUCCUUCGAAACGCGGCGUUACUCCGACUGGAAGGGUGAAGUGGCGGAGGCCGCCAAGCGGCUGCACCUCCGCUUGCUCCGCAGACACGACAGGACCGGGCUGUUGAAGGUGAACUUCGACCCUGCCCUAGUCCGCUUGUUGCGGGAGGUCCGGUUCUUCUUGAUUUUCGGCCUGGAGGUGCCGGAAGAGGCCCUGACCAUCUACAGCAUGGUGGACAUCUACCGGAGGUGGACAAGCCAGCUCGACCACAUCGUGGAGCUCUACAACUCGGUGCUGACGGACCUUUUGCCCGUGGAGGAGCCAUUGUUGGAGGACCGGAUCGUGAAGAUGGACAACGCCUUGGCUCCGGGCCUCACGGAGCUGAAGUGGUCCCGCGAGGCCGAGGUUCCCGACUUCAUCGCCGUGGCCAUGAAGGUGGUGAGCGACGUCUCGGCCAUCGUCGACAUCAUGAAGGGCAAUCUACGCAAGAUCUCGGGCAUCCUGUCCCAAUGGUGCAAGGAGUCCAUGCUAGAGAGGAAGCGUGGGGCGAAGCCGGUGUCCGUGGAGGAAUUCGAGCAGAACCACAAAGCCCGGGUGGGAGUCCGGCUGAUGAACAUGACAGAUGGUGGCAAGGAGAUCCACCGUUAUGUGAAAGACUCCAGCGAAUCCUUGAAGAUCUCCAAGUCCGCCCAGACCUGGAAGGCCUACGUGGAUUUUGUGAACAACGUCGUCAUCGAGGGCUUUGUCUCUGCCAUCGCCGUCUCCCUUCAGUACCUCUGUGAGAUCUUGGAUCCCUUGAUCAUCACCCGGCACGAGAUGCUGCCCCUUUUCGAUGUGAAAAUCGAACUGCAGGGCGAAGAGAUCGUGUUCGAUCCACCCUUCGAGGACGAGGAUCUUCCCGGGCGCACGACGCUUCGGAGCACCAUCGACGGCUGGCUGAAGGACUUCUUCGCCAUGGCCACCGUCAUGGUCCGCCUGGACUCCAACAUGGGCGACUACCUGAACGAGAUCAAGGAGCACUUCCAGAUGCAGUGCCUGCUCUCCAUGGUCUCCGAGCUGAUUGACAACACGGAGACCAAGUGCUUGGAGUACCGGGAGAACUUCAUGACACACUCCUUCCUUUGGACCGACAGC